GAGAAAAACAGAGCGCAUCAUUUGUAUUCAUGCACUUAAUGUCUACCAGAAAUCUUCUCAUGUCUCCAAACGUAAAGGCAGCAAGUCAAGUAAGUGCGCUGUGGGCACCUUCCACAUCCACAAGACAAGCAUUUCUUCUCCAUAGUAAUAUAGCAUAGGUAGCUAAAUUCAACACUGCAAUUUCCAAAUCAUUUACUUCUAUGCGUUGCAGGUAUAAAUACAACUCUCUUUACAUAUAUAGACACCCAUGAGGAGAUCAUUCUCUCUAUAGAAAAGCUUCAUCAAGAAGACUGAUCUCAUCAGGAAAAUUAAAAAAUGAGCAGACUGCCUAUGCAAUCUUUAAGAUUGCUGCUUUGCUUUUAUUUCUUUUUCUUGCACGUUGUUAUUCUAACCAGAGCUCAGUUUUGUAUGAAUAGCAUAGGAAAUUACACAACUAACAGCACCUACAAAAGAAACCUCAACAGUCUCCUUUCCUCUAUCGUCUCCAACAACGAAAGCCACUAUGGUUUUUACAAUCUCUCUGUUGGCGAAAACCCAGAUCAGGUAAAUGCAAUCGCACUUUGUAGAGGAGAUGUUUCGCUGGAUGAAUGUCGAGGCUGUAUCAGAAACUCUACUCGUCAAAUCCUUCAAGCUUGUCCCAACCAAAAGGAGGUAAUCGGGUUUUAUGAUUCCUGCAUGUUACGAUACUCAAACAGAUCAAUUUUCAGUGUCCAGGAAACACAGCCUACUGUUCACAUGUGGAACACACAAAAUGCAUCAGAUGUCAAUCAGUUCAAUCAGGCACUGCAAGGGUUAUUGAGCAGACUUCGAAGCAAAGCUGCAUCAGGAAACUCUACACGAAAGUUUGCGACAGGAAAUGAGAGCGCAGGAUUUGAGACCAUAUUUGGACUUGUGCAGUGUACUCCUGAUAUAUCUGAGCAGGAUUGUAACGACUGCAUAGUUGCAGCUGUUCGGGAUAUUCCAUAUUGUUGUGACGGAAAGCUAGGAGGGAGAGUGAUCAAACCCAGCUGCAAUUUGAGGUUUGAGAACUAUCGUUUUUACCAAGUUAGUCCUGAUGAUGAUGCUGCCACUCAACCAUCAGCACCAGCAGCCCCGCCUCCACAGGUGUCUCCUCCGCCUUCAGAAGGAAAGAAGAGGAGAAGGAUCAUUAUCGUUCUCGUUCUAACUGUAAGCGUUGUCACACUUAUCAUCUGCAUAAUUAUUUAUCUAAGAGUUCGGAAGCCAAAAGAAAGAGUUGAAACUGUGGAUGAAAUAAUAAGUGUGGAAUCCUUGCAAUUCGACCUUGAGACUAUUCGAGCUGCAACAGAUAAUUUUUCCGAGGAAAAUAAGCUUGGAGUAGGUGGAUUUGGUUCUGUUUACAAGGGUUCACUUCCCAACGAGCAAGAUAUAGCGGUCAAAAGGCUUUCUAUGGAUUCUCAACAAGGAGAUGCAGAGUUUAAAAAUGAAGUACUGUUGUUGGCCAAGCUUCAACACCGAAAUUUGGUUAGGCUUCUUGGUUUCUGCUUGGAAGGAAAAGAAAAGCUUCUCAUCUAUGAGUUUGUGCCUAAUGCCAGCCUUGAUCAUUUCAUAUUUGAUCCUCUAAGGUGUGUUCAUUUGGACUGGGAAAAGCGCUACAAAAUCAUUGGUGGCAUUGCUAGAGGGCUUCUUUAUCUUCAUGAGGAUUCUCGGCUUCGAAUUAUUCAUCGUGACCUUAAAGCUAGUAACAUUUUAUUAGAUGCAAAUAUGAACCCUAAAAUUUCAGAUUUUGGUAUGGCAAGGUUGUUUAUGAUGGAUCAAACUCAUGCCAAUACAAGUAGAAUUGUGGGGACUUUUGGAUACAUGGCUCCAGAGUAUGCAAUGCAUGGACAGUUCUCAUUUAAGUCUGAUGUGUAUAGCUUUGGUGUGCUAGUUUUGGAGAUUGUGAGUAGCAAAAGAAAUAGUUGUUUCUGCAAUGAGGAAAACCUGGAGGACCUUUUGAGCUAUGCAUGGAAAAACUGGAGGGAGGGAACAUCCUUGAAUCUCAUAGAUCCCAAUUUGAGUACUGGUUCGAGAACUGAAAUGAUGAGAUGCAUACACAUUGGGUUACUCUGCGUUCAAGAAAAUAUAUCAGAGAGGCCAUCCAUGGCUUCCAUUGUUCUCAUGCUAAGCAGCCAUUCUCACACUCUUCCUUUACCCUCACAACCAGCACUUUUUGCGCUCAGCGGUACUGAAUCAGAUAUUUCACCCUCAUUAGGCGCUUCAAGGACAACCAAGUCUUCACAGGCCAGCAACAGAACUCUCCCUUCAUCAAUAAAUGAAGCCUCGAUUACUGAAUUAUACCCUCGUUAGCUAUGAAGGAGGUUGCAUCCAUAUAUUUUGCACCUCUGCAUAUUUCAAAGUUGCUCGGAUGUCAAAGAGUUGUUAUUAUACAAUAUAAGAUUCAUACAUUUUUUGCACCCAUUUGUUUAAAGUUGAAAUCGAAGUGUUUUCUUUCUUUCUUUC
Hevea brasiliensis (rubber tree) is the source of this 2460-nucleotide messenger RNA. Its product is annotated as cysteine-rich receptor-like protein kinase 10. The record is from RefSeq and is a predicted model, not a curated record. Lineage: Eukaryota; Viridiplantae; Streptophyta; Magnoliopsida; Malpighiales; Euphorbiaceae. The transcript is spliced from 7 exons. The coding region runs from base 316 to 2307 and encodes 663 amino acids. Gene Ontology annotation, molecular function: protein kinase activity; ATP binding. Gene Ontology annotation, biological process: protein phosphorylation.